Python bivittatus (Burmese python) is the source of this 4036-nucleotide messenger RNA. Lineage: Eukaryota; Metazoa; Chordata; Lepidosauria; Squamata; Pythonidae. The record is from RefSeq and is a predicted model, not a curated record.
GUUGCUGAUGCCAUUUUGGGAAAUCAGAUGUUCACACAUUACGAUCGAGCCCACAUUGCCCAGCUUUGUGAAAAAGCUGGCUUGCUACAGAGAGCUUUGGAACACUACACUGAUCUUUACGAUAUCAAGCGUGCUGUCGUGCACACCCACCUUCUGAAUCCAGAGUGGCUGGUGAAUUUCUUUGGCUCCCUGUCCGUUGAAGACUCCGUCGAGUGCCUACGCGCUAUGUUGUCUGCCAACAUCCGACAAAAUCUGCAGCUCUGCGUUCAGGUAGCUUCGAAGUAUCACGAACAGUUGGGCACCCAGUCCCUUGUGGAACUCUUUGAAUCCUUCAAAAGCUAUGAAGGACUCUUUUAUUUCCUGGGCUCCAUUGUCAACUUCAGCCAGGAUCCGGAUGUCCACUUUAAAUAUAUCCAGGCUGCCUGCAAGACUGGCCAAAUCAAAGAAGUUGAGAGGAUCUGCCGUGAAAGCAACUGUUACAAUCCAGAACGAGUGAAAAACUUCCUGAAGGAAGCCAAGCUUACAGACCAGCUUCCCUUGAUCAUUGUCUGCGAUAGAUUUGACUUCGUUCAUGACCUGGUUCUUUACUUGUACCGUAACAACUUACAGAAGUACAUUGAGAUCUAUGUUCAGAAGGUAAACCCAAGCCGUAUCCCUGCAGUUGUGGGAGGACUUCUAGAUGUGGAUUGUUCUGAAGACGUGAUUAAGAACUUGAUCAUGGUAGUGAGAGGCCAGUUUUCAACAGAUGAAUUGGUCGCUGAAGUAGAGAAAAGAAACAGGCUUAAGUUGCUACUGCCUUGGCUGGAGUCUCGGAUCCACGAAGGCUGCGAAGAACCCGCAACACACAACGCCCUGGCUAAAAUCUACAUCGACAGCAACAACAACCCGGAGCGCUUCCUGCGGGAGAAUCCCUUUUACGACAGCCGCGUCGUAGGCAAAUACUGUGAAAAGAGGGACCCUCACCUGGCCUGUGUUGCCUAUGAAAGGGGGCAGUGUGACCUGGAGCUCAUAAAGGUUUGCAACGAGAAUUCUUUGUUUAAGAGUGAAGCUCGCUACCUGGUGCGAAGAAAAGAUCCAGAACUGUGGGUCAAUGUUUUGGAAGAAAACAAUCCCUUCAGGAGACCACUCAUUGAUCAGGUUGUCCAGACAGCGUUAUCGGAAACUCAAGAUCCAGAAGAAGUUUCUGUGACAGUCAAAGCGUUCAUGACAGCUGACCUACCAAAUGAACUGAUUGAGUUGCUCGAAAAGAUUGUCUUGGAUAAUUCUGUCUUCAGUGAGCACAGGAAUCUCCAGAACCUCUUGAUCUUGACUGCCAUCAAAGCAGACCGCACACGGGUAAUGGAGUACAUCAAUCGCCUGGACAACUACGAUGCUCCGGAUAUUGCCAAUAUUGCCAUCAGCAACGAGCUCUAUGAAGAAGCCUUUGCCAUCUUCAGAAAGUUUGACGUCAAUACUUCCGCCAUUCAGGUGUUGAUAGAACACAUUGGCAAUUUGGAUCGUGCGUAUGAAUUUGCAGAGAGGUGUAACGAACCAGCGGUUUGGAGUCAGCUGGGCAGAGCACAACUUCAGAAGGACUUGGUUAAGGAAGCUAUAGAUUCUUAUAUAAAAGCUGACGAUCCUUCUGCCUACAUGGAGGUGGUCCAGGCCGCCAACCGAAACAAUAACUGGGAGGAUCUGGUCAAAUUCUUGCAAAUGGCUCAGAAGAAAGCAAGAGAAUCUUACGUUGAGACUGAACUGAUUUUUGCCUUGGCGAAAACAAACAGGCUCUCGGAGCUAGAAGAGUUUGUCAGCGGCCCUAAUAAUGCCCACAUACAACAGGUCGGCGAUCGCUGCUAUGAGGAGGGAAUGUACGAUGCGGCAAAGCUACUCUACAAUAACGUGUCCAAUUUUGCUCGCCUGGCCUCUACCUUGGUUCAUCUUGGGGAGUACCAAGUAGCUGUUGAUAGCGCUCGUAAAGCCAAUAGCACCAGGACGUGGAAGGAGGUGUGUUUUGCCUGUGUGAAUGGAAAGGAGUUCCGGCUUGCACAGAUCUGUGGCUUACACAUUGUAAUUCACGCGGAUGAACUUGAAGAGCUGAUAAGCUAUUAUCAGGGCCGCGGGUACUUUGAGGAACUGAUUGCUCUCUUGGAAGCAGCCCUUGGCCUGGAACGUGCUCACAUGGGAAUGUUUACCGAACUUGCUAUUUUAUAUUCUAAAUAUAAACCACAGAAGAUGAGAGAACAUCUGGAACUGUUCUGGUCCAGAGUCAAUAUUCCAAAGGUACUUCGGGCGGCAGAACACGCCCAUCUCUGGGGAGAACUGGUGUUCCUCUAUGAUAAAUAUGAAGAAUAUGACAAUGCAAUAAUUACUAUGAUGAACCAUCCCACAGAUGCUUGGAAGGAAGGGCAGUUCAAGGACAUCAUUGCAAAGGUUGCCAACGUGGAGUUGUAUUACAAAGCCCUGCAGUUUUAUUUGGAUUACAAACCAUUGCUGAUCAAUGAUCUCCUCCUAGUAUUAUCUCCACGGCUGGAUCACACCAGGACAGUCAGCUUUUUCUCCAAGGUUAAUCAGCUACCUCUUGUGAAACCUUAUUUGCGUUCAGUCCAGAACCACAAUAAUAAAGGAGUGAACGAGGCACUGAACAAUCUUCUGACAGAGGAGGAAGAUUACCAAGGCUUGCGAGCAUCCAUUGAUGCCUAUGAUAACUUCGAUAACAUUACCUUGGCUCAGCGUCUAGAAAAGCACAAGUUAAUUGAGUUCCGGCGGAUCGCCGCUUACUUGUAUAAAGGCAAUAACCGGUGGAAACAGAGCGUGGAGCUUUGCAAGAAGGAUCGGCUUUAUAAGGAUGCCAUGCAAUAUGCCGCAGAAUCCAAAGACGCUGAGCUGGCUGAGAAACUACUUCAGUGGUUUCUGGAAGAAGACAAAAAGGAGUGUUUUGCAGCUUCUCUCUUCACAUGUUAUGACUUGUUGCAUCCAGAUGUGGUCCUGGAGUUGGCAUGGCGGCACAACAUUAUGGACUUUGCAAUGCCUUACUUCAUUCAGGUGACGAGAGAGUACCUUACCAAAGUUGAUGGUCUGUUUAAUAAGGUGGAUAAGCUCGAUGCUUCAGAAAGCCUAAGGAAAGAAGAGGAACAAGUAACAGAACCCACUCCAAUAGUAUUUGGCCAGCAACUGAUGCUCACAGCUGGCCCCAGCACCGUCCCUCCACAGGCCAACUUUCCAUAUGGAUACACAGCAGCACCAGGAUUCGCCCAGCCACCAGUUUACGGAUUCAAUAUGUAACUUGCACUGCAACAGACCUUUUCACUGGUCCUCUUCUCUUCCCGUCCCGUGUUCCUCUUUCAUCUGAGAAGGCACCAGACAACUUCCUCUGUUGGCUUGACUGCCUUUGUGUGCCCCCCGUGGUUCAGAGACAUCUAAAGGACGCUGUUAUUUAUUGCUAAGUCCUGUUACAUUUCAAUUUCCACAAGGCAGCUCCCCCCCACCCCCUUUUUGGUUUUUUUUUUCCUGGUCUUGAUUUCGGUACCGACAUUUGGAAAGCUCUCUUCAAAACUUAGGUGGCACCUCUGCUUCAUCAGCAGGACAGCAAUAACUUCUUGAGGCCAGGAGGCGAUUUUGGGGAUGGGGGGAGAAGAUGUCAAGGAAAAGGAAGCAGGAAGUUGCUGUUGCUUUCCCCUCCUCCUGCAGAAUCUUUUUUGCUAGCCCAGUUGUUUUUCUGGGUGGUACCAAGUGGUUAAUGCUUAAAAAGUACUGUAACAGAUGAUGCAGCCACGUGAAUAAUGUGGAAUUAGCUUUGGAAAGUCCCUGGUGGGAGGAAUGUGUUUCGAAAAUCAUAUGUGGCACUCCUCCUCCUCUUCCUCCUUUCCCUCUGUUUGUUUGUACAAACUGCCUGGCAAAAAAAAAAAAAAGGGAAAUUUAAGUAUGUAGGAUAGGAAAGAGUAGUAGAUUUGGUAGAACGCCACUGAGAGAGAAAGAGAAGGGGGGAAAACGCUUCUAUGCUUCUUGGAGUAGAUUUUGAAACUCUUGAUUGGAGAAUAAAUUGGAUCCUAUCUCAGCG